AUGGCCAACCCGAGGUACCACAACGCGAAGGUGGACGCGGGCGACGAUGACGUGGACAGGGAGGAUCUCCUGCGGCGGUUCAACUGGCAGGUGUCCUGCGCGGGCGUCAUAGAGGAGAUCAGGCGGCGGCGAAGACAUGAGGACGCGCUGGACAGGCACAAGCCUAGGGCAUGGUUAGCGGCGAGGAUGUUUGUUGGAGGCCCAUCAACCAGUUCCUUCUACAAACUCGGUCUGUCAUGUGUGCCGGCCGGCAUCACCACCAGUCCACCACCACCACCAUGGCCGCCGCCGCAACCGUCUCCUCGUCGCGUCCGCCUCCCCUCCUCCAACGCCACCUUCGUUUCCUUCCCGCGGCGGCCGCUCCCCGCCACCACCCUCGCCCUCUCCCACCCCUCCCAGCUGUCCCUGGUGCCGGCGGCCAACCCCAAGUACCACAACGCGAAGGUGGACGCGGGCGACGAGGACGUGGACGGGGAGGAGCUCCUGCGGCGGUUCAACUGGCAGGUGUCCCGCGCGGGCGUCAUGGAGGAGAUCAGGCGGCGGCGGAGGCACGAGGACGCGCGGGACAAGCGCAAGCGCAAGGCGCGGUCGGCGGCGAGGAGGUUCCGCCGGAGUUCAGUUUAA
Messenger RNA from Miscanthus lutarioriparius, 624 nucleotides. NCBI's taxonomy places the organism in Eukaryota, Viridiplantae, Streptophyta, Magnoliopsida, Poales, Poaceae. The record is from the annotation of a GenBank genome assembly.